AAGAGUCGUGACUGAACGUGAACCGCGACUAAGUGGUCCGUAUCGAGCGUCAGAAAUAUUAUAACAGGUACCGCAAACAGAAACUUUUCGUCAUAUUGUGAAUACUCUAGUUAUCUACGGUUAGUAAAGUACUCACUUUAGAACAAUUUUCAAAAUGGCAGACGACAUGAAAGCAUUUGAGGAGACAUUUUGCGGUGUUUGGAAGUGGGAUAGAGAUGAGAACCUGAAAGAAACAAUGACGAGAAUGAAAUAUCCCGAGAAUGAAACUGAUAUGUAUUGCUUAAUGAAGCCGACUAUCUACAUCGAAAGAAGAGGUGACGAAGUUUACAUGAAGUUUGAUAUGGGUUCUAAUAUUGUACAUGACUGCCAGUUUCAGUUUGGUGUGGAGUUUGAGACAAAGGACGAUUUGAUGAACUCCUUUCACAAUAAGGAAACAGCGACAUUUAAGGACGGAGUAAUUACAUUUAAAGCCAGAACACAGUUAACAGGUCCGGGGAAAUGCGACACAUACUCCGAGUUCUUAAUUAAAGAUGGUGAACUUCAUACACCGAUGAGUCCACUGGAUGACACAAGCUUUAACGGCAACAGAAUUUACAAACGUGCUUAGCACCACGUGAAUCAUCGUAAUAAUAUUGCUGACGUGAUAAAUGCUGAUACAACACUUAGACAAGAAAUAAAAUAAAAGUGGCAUAAUGGUGACAAAUAUUGCUGUUUUUUUUUUCAAAAAUACAGUGACAACUCAAUGUUUAAAUUGCUGAAAUCAUCACACCAAAACACUGAUUUUAUAAGCUUUUAUUAAACAGAAAAAGGCGUAAUAUAUGCUUUAAUUAUAUUGGAUUAAAGAUGGUCAUUGUGAGUCUGUUUAUCUUUCCUAAAAUAUAUUUUAUCAUACUUGGAACAGUCAGUAUUUUGAAUGAAACUGACGAUGCAUGUCCAGACAUAACUGACAUAACUGACAGAAGAACACUGUUUUUGUGGUGUAAGGUUAUGUUUGACAGUAACUUAUAUAAUGAUGAUGUGUAUAAAUCUAAAUACGUUAUUGUUUAAACUAGAACUGUUACUGUUGAUAUUCCAGUUGAUUGUCUCAGUGAUUGUAGAAAACAGUAAAAUGAAUAAAUGAUAGUCAUAACUAAA
Messenger RNA from Ruditapes philippinarum (Manila clam), 1134 nucleotides. RefSeq lists its product as uncharacterized. The coding region runs from base 155 to 607 and encodes 150 amino acids. The transcript is spliced from 4 exons. NCBI's taxonomy places the organism in Eukaryota, Metazoa, Mollusca, Bivalvia, Venerida, Veneridae. The record is from RefSeq and is a predicted model, not a curated record.